CUUUAGCCCCAAAAAAGUUAGAUUUCGAUUUCCUAUAUUUCUAUCUAAAUCCUCUUUGGCGAUCGUCUUCUCCGAUCCAUUACGAAAGGCUACGGCUACUAGGGCUGUAACGCAGAGUCUCUCCUGUUGAAGAAAAACCAGAACAAGAAUGUCGGGCAUGGGAGAUGGCUACGUGGGCACUGCCCAGGACGCCGUCAGGAUUCGAAGACUCGAGAAGCAAAGAGAAGCCGAGCGCCGGAAAAUCCAGGAACUUAAGGCCAAGACUGCCUCCGCCAAAGGCCAGCCUGGUCUCCUUCAGUUUGGCUCCAGUACCUCUGAGAUUCUGGAGACCGCGUUCAAGAAGGAAACUGUUGGUUUGGUGACGAGAGAAGAGUAUGUUGAGAAGAGGGUGAAUAUUCGAAACAAGAUUGAAGAAGAGGAGAAGGAGAAACUUCAAAAGCUACAACAAGAGGAAGAAGAACUCCAAUUGCAGAAGCGAAGGAAAAGGAAAAUAAGGGGGAACUCACGUUUGUCCUUUUCUGAUGAUUUUGAAAAUGGAAGUGAUGAGGAUGAUGAUAAUAAAAAUUUGGAGCCAAAAAAGCUUGGUCGUGGUAAACUUGGCAAAGAUCCUACAGUGGAGACUAGCUUUUUGCCUGAUAGUGAGCGGGAAGCUGAGGAGCAAGCUGAGCGUGAAAGGCUGAAAAGACAGUGGCUUCGGGAGCAGGAGCAGAUUAGAAACGAGCCUCUUGAAAUCACUUACAGUUAUUGGGAUGGAGCUGGCCAUAGGCGAGUCAUUCAGGCACGAAAAGGUGAUACAAUUGGAGAGUUUCUCAGGGCCGUACAGCAGCAGCUUGCCCCCGAGUUUCGUGAGAUUAGGACUACCUCAGUAGAGAAUUUGCUAUAUGUGAAAGAGGAUCUCAUAAUACCCCAUCAACAUAGCUUCUAUGAGCUUAUUGUGAACAAAGCUAGAGGCAAAAGUGGCCCACUUUUCCACUUUGACGUACAUGAGGAUGUUCGGACAAUUGCUGAUGCAACAAUAGAGAAGGAUGAGUCUCAUGCUGGGAAAGUUGUUGAGAGGCACUGGUAUGAGAAGAAUAAGCACAUCUUUCCAGCUUCUAGAUGGGAGAUAUAUGAUCCAACCAAGAAAUGGGAACGAUACACCAUCCAUGGGGACUGAUUCAAUGACUUGUAGCAAAAGAAGUAUGAUUUAUGCUUUGAAUCUACAGUUUUCUUAUCGAUGUCUUCGUAUACACGCCUGCUUGUUUAGAAAUCUUGAAGGAAUACGUUUUUAACCGAGAGAUAAAGUCAUGUAAUUUUCCCUUGAGCAUUGUUUUCUUGCUCAUUGUGAAUGGUUUGUGCAUUGUGUUAUUUAAGCAUUUAGCUGUAGGAUUGAGAUGUUAUAUUAUUCUACAUUUUGGCUUUAGAAACUUGUUUAGGAUGGAUGGAACUUUCAUUGAUAUUGAUAGAUUUGCUUCCCGUUGA
This is a messenger RNA of Cucumis melo (muskmelon), 1461 nucleotides long. Its product is annotated as protein XAP5 CIRCADIAN TIMEKEEPER. The record is from RefSeq and is a predicted model, not a curated record. NCBI's taxonomy places the organism in Eukaryota, Viridiplantae, Streptophyta, Magnoliopsida, Cucurbitales, Cucurbitaceae. The transcript has 12 exons. Gene Ontology annotation, cellular component: nucleus. Bases 149 to 1156 code for a protein of 335 amino acids. Gene Ontology annotation, biological process: chromatin organization.